Molecule: messenger RNA, 1354 nt
Organism: Passer montanus (Eurasian tree sparrow)
Lineage: Eukaryota; Metazoa; Chordata; Aves; Passeriformes; Passeridae
Gene: FBXO4
Product: F-box protein 4
Exons: 7
Coding region: 159-1115 (318 amino acids)
Biological process (GO): protein polyubiquitination; SCF-dependent proteasomal ubiquitin-dependent protein catabolic process
Cellular component (GO): SCF ubiquitin ligase complex
Molecular function (GO): protein binding
Source: RefSeq, a predicted model, not a curated record
UGGGGACUGAAGCACUGUGGAGAAGGGAAGCAGGAAAGCCUUGAGUCAGUAGAUCCUGUGUCUAACAGUGACCUGGGCAGCAGAUCACAGAGCAUAUCGCUGGAUUUCCAAGAAACAGGGAGAAUCAUGUUAACAAAAUCGACGUGCAGCUGAACAUCAUGUCCUUCCUCUCCCCCCAAGAUUUGUGCCGCUUAGGAAGCACGAGUUGUUACUGGAGGGCAGCUGUGCAAGACCCGUUGUUAUGGAGGUAUUUUCUCCUGCGGGAUCUCCCCUCUUGGUCAUCUGUUGAUUGGAAAUCACUUCCAGAUGAGGAGAUUUUUAAUAAAGCCUUUUCGGAGGUCAGCGACAAUGCACUGUAUGAUUACAUGUCAGUAUAUAAAAGGAGCUGUCCUCAGGGUAGAAGAAGUUUGAAAUCGAGCCGUCCCCGGUAUGGGACUGUGACUUCCUUUUUGCAAUCACUGGUCACUCAGGCAGAACCUCGCUUUGCUAUGUUUGGGCCAGGUUUGGAACAGCUGGACAGCUCUUUGGUGCAAAAGAUGAUGACAUGCCCAGAAAUUCUGCUGGUAGCUGGCCUGCCUCAUAGACAAAUUCAUGGAAUUGGAUCAGGAGUCAGUUUUCAGUUUAACAACAAUCAAAAAUUCAAUAUUGUGACAUUGUAUUCCACCACAAGUGUGGAAAGGAGGAGAGCAAGGGAGGAGCAAGCUGUUGCUGUGAAUAAGAUGUUUUACCAAGAGAACAGCGCAGAAGGGAACCAGCAAGCCAUGCACUACAGUGUCAUAGCUCAAGUGAGGAAGGUGUGCGAAGUAGUUGAUGGAUUCAUUUAUGUUGCUAAUGCAGAAGCUCAUAGAGAACACGAUCGUCAGGAGGAGCUGGCUCGUAUUUUGGCAAUGGUUGAUCCAGCCCUUGGGCCUCCCAACAGACCUCUGCUCGUUUUGUCCUGUGUGUCUCACGUUGGUGUGAAAAGAAUUCCAUGUGUUUACAUGGCACAUCAGUUGCAACUAAAUCUGCUGCAUCAGCCCUGGAUGAUGCAGGACACUGUAGCUGCAACUUUAGAUGGAUUGUUAAAUGGAAUUGAAUGGCUCUUGGAAGAAGCAAAUUGUAAAAGUGCUCAGUAGUAGGAUUAGGCAUUGUAGCACUGUAUAAACCUUUUGGUGUUUUCCAUUUCACUUGAAGAAAGAAUCUUGUCCUUCCUGCCAGACUACUGUCAGAAGGGAAAACUGACAAGGCAAAUGUGCGUAUAUUUCACUGCACAUACUCAAAUUCUUAACAUUUUUCCAACUAUAGUCCUGAAUUAGAAAUACAAGUGGGAUUGCCUCGAUUCUAGCUGCGAUAAAGAAGUGAUUUGGAGGGACAA